This is a messenger RNA of Penicillium maclennaniae, 1470 nucleotides long. Its product is annotated as CAAX farnesyltransferase subunit beta RAM1. The record is from RefSeq and is a predicted model, not a curated record. Gene Ontology annotation, cellular component: protein farnesyltransferase complex. The transcript is spliced from 7 exons. Lineage: Eukaryota; Fungi; Ascomycota; Eurotiomycetes; Eurotiales; Aspergillaceae. Gene Ontology annotation, biological process: protein farnesylation. Gene Ontology annotation, molecular function: protein farnesyltransferase activity. The coding region runs from base 1 to 1470 and encodes 489 amino acids.
AUGCCACUCACAGUCGCGGGGAAACACCGACGAGUUCGAUUCCCCUCUCAAUCCGCAUCGAUAGCGCGGGAACAGACGCGCCCAGGGAAGCGCCCUGCGAGCUCACAUCCGGCCGGGAAAAUGUCCAGCCAAGAGGUACCUAGACCGGGGAUCCCAGCCCUGUUCACGCAGCCGCCGCCCAUCCGCGACCCGCUCGUGACAGAGUCUAUCGAUCUGCAAGACGCGACCCUUGAGAAGUGUCUCCCGUUUCUCAAGGGCAUCCAUAGUAAUCAGAAGGGCCCAUUCAAUGCAUAUGGCGUUCCUGCACUCCAGCGUGACGAUCAUGUAGCCUAUCUCUAUGAUGCCCUGGAAGAUUACCCCGCUGGCUUCGUCGCCAUGGAUGCCAGUCGCCCGUGGAUGGUCUACUGGGCCUUGGCGGGGCUGUCUUUGUUGGGUGAAGAUGUUACUCGGGUUCGUCAACGCGUCAUCGAAACACUACGGCCGAUGCAGAACCCUACGGGCGGCUUUGGUGGCGGCCAUGGCCAAACAUCGCAUGUUGCUGGAGCUUACGCCGCUGUUUUAUCGCUGGCCAUGGUUGGAGGCGAAGAAGCCUUCGCGGUAAUCGAUCGGCAGUCCAUGUGGCGAUGGCUGGGCCGAUUGAAGCAGGCGGACGGAGGCUUUCGCGUUUGUGAAGGCGGGGAAGAGGACGUGCGCGGUGCAUAUUGCGCUAUGACGAUCAUCUCGCUUCUUGACUUGCCCCUGGCUCUGCCGCCCCAUGCGGUAGCUCGAUCUGCAGGGAUGGAAACAUUCACGGAUGAGCUUCCUAAUUAUUUGGCGAGGUGUCAAACCUUCGAGGGAGGUAUCUCCGGUAGCCCUGGUGUAGAAGCCCAUGGAGCAUAUGCUUUCUGCGCAUUGGCUUGCUUGUCGAUCAUAGGUCCCCCGGAGGAAACAAUUGCCAGAUGUAUGGAUCUGCCCCUCCUUCUAUCAUGGCUAUCUGCUCGGCAGAAUGCUCCGGAGGGAGGAUUCUCCGGAAGGACAAACAAGCUAGUAGAUGGAUGUUACAGCCACUGGGUCGGCGGAUGCUGGCCACUGCUGCAGUCUGCAAUGGAUGGAAAGCCGCUAUCUAGCGGUCCUCCCACGCAAACCGUGGGCAGUUUGUUUAGCCGUGAAGGAUUAGACCGAUAUAUCCUCAGCUGCUGCCAGUCUCCGCACGGCGGUCUUCGCGAUAAGCCGGGAAAGAGUCCGGAUUGUUACCACACCUGCUACGUGUUGACGGGCUUGAGCGCAACUCAGUACAGUCAUUACCGCACAGACACCAGUGCUUCGUCCAGCGAGACGUUUGCAUCCGCCUUUUCCUGGAAGUCCACGCCGAUCCGCAAGGAUAAUGUCUUUGAGAAGAGCGACCGACUCACUGCUUUCCACCCGGUUUUUGUCAUCCCGCACCAAGCCGCUGAGCGAAUGCGUCUCUGGUAUGAAUCUGAAGCCUUCUGA